UUCUAGCAUAUGCGUAACCUCUAUCUUUUCGAUCGUGUCAUUUAAUAUUUUACACCACGUGGUCUAUUUGUAUCAAUUACAUUUUUUUGUAUUAGCACACGCAUUAAUUUAGAAACCACAUGGAAAUGUAAAUUUGUUAUUAUCGGUAUUUUAUACAUAACUUGAUAUAUCAUAUAUCUAUAUCGAUUAAAUAUUGUCAAUUGCCAUCAAUUCUGAGCGAUGUCUGUAACAUCCUCAAGAGUUACCAGCUUAUCGAAUAUAAUUAGAGAUGUUUCAAAAAUUACUAAUCAGCCCAAUAGAAUAUACUACAGGCCUCCAAAAGGUUUUAGACAUAUACUAUGUGGUUGCAAAUUUGAUACAAAAAAAGAAUAUGAGGGCAUGAUAAGUUCAUUUCGAGAAGGUGCUAUUAAGGACAGUGAUUUAGUAAAUUUUCUAGAAGAAAUAAGGCAAUAUAUAACCUUAUUAGAUUGUGAACAUAAAAUGCUUGUACAAACUCUUCUCGAAAUCAAAUGGACAGACAAGUCACCGGAUUUGAUUUCAACCUAUAAAGCUUUUAUAGAAGAUUUAGUUUGUGCACGAGUUGAAUAUGCAAGAACUGUAUUUGAUCAUCUAGUUAAAUUGUUCAAACCAGUUGUUGAAGAUAAUCGAGAACACAAAGACAAGGAACUCACGCUUCAAGAUACAGAAAGGCUGAAUCAUAUUCAUGACAUGUUAAGCAAAAUUUUGAAAGUAGUACCAAUGUCGAGAAAAUGUUUGUUAUACAGCAUUGAAUCACAAUAUCCAUAUAUUACACACAGCACUUAUAUACAUGAAGUUUACUUACACGGAUUAUUAUAUAUACCAUAUUAUGCACCUUAUCUAAGAUCAGACAUUAUAUCCAUAGUUAUCAAUAGUUUGGCUUUAUUAGAUGUUAAUAUAACUAUGAGGAAAACAAAAGGUUACCAAGAGUUAUACGACAUGAUAGAUAAUACUAAUGAUGACCCAGCUACAGCAAAUAAUGAUGCAGAUAAAGCAGAACAUGUCCAAUUAAUUGAGUGUACACUGGAUAUGUGUAUGGACAUAUUUAUGGAAUUUAUACACAAGUUUUGCUUCAUUAAUCCUAUCGAUCUAAAUAAAAAAAACUUGAAAAUAUUGUACCAUGAUAUUCUCACAGCAUUCGAUAAAGUACUACUACGUGUAGAUCGCACACAAUAUGUGCAGUAUAUUGGAUUCUACUUUUGUAGCUUUAAAUCCGUAGUCGAACCAUUCAUAGACUAUUUGUGGAAGAAAGUAACUGACUGGAAUGAGGCACCAGUUAUAAGACAAUCAGCUGUUUUUUAUAUGUCUAGUUUGGCCGCUUCUGCCUCAUUUAUUACUUCUGAAACGCUGAAGUCGACAAUUUAUAGACUUACGGAUUGGAUACAUGAUUAUAUCGGUACGGACGAAACUUCAGAUAGCUAUGUCGACUUGAAACUGAAUAAUGUGUUUUACUCCGUUUGUCAAGCGUUCUUUUAUUUGUUCGUCGCAAGAUACGAAGAGCUUGUCAGGACAAGAUGUGAUAUACUGUUCAUCCAACAAUUCGAUAUUCCGAGGAUUAUUUCGUGCAAAUUAAACCCUUUGGUAGUGUGCGACAGCAAAAUAGUACGAAAUUUCGCCAAUAUCACGAAGAUGUAUCAACUUGCCUAUUGUGACGCUAUAAUCGAAGACAAUGCGCGUAAACGACUACCUAUUUUCGGAGAACAGGAACUUCUACUUCCCACUUUCUUCCCCUUUGAAUCUUGCGUAUUAGAACGUAGCAAAUCCAGAAUAGCUCCUUUAUUAAUUAGCAAUGAGACAAACAAUGCUAGUAGCCAAUUGAAAGAUAGUCAGUAAGCAGUUUGACGACAGAUUGGUGAUAGGUCGAGCAGAAUCUACUAACAGAUCCAUAGUCAUCUGUGUUCGCAAUCUACUGUUGUUUUGUCGACAGAGACUGUUGACAGAAUCUGACAGCGGAUUGAUGGCAGAAAACGAGCAGGAUCUGCAAUAUGUUCCGUUUAAAUAUAUUGGAAUAACAGAUCCUGCUUGAUUUCUGCUAUCAGUCUGUCAUCAGGUCCUGUUGUAUUUCUGCCAGCAAACUGCUUACACAGUCUGGCAGACACCGCCAAAUCUGCUUUUGCAAGUUUGGCUAUUCGGGUACGAAUAUAAACGUUCCUGAACUAAAUAACUGUGACACUGUGUCUGAGUCAUUAUAAGUGAAUAUAUUUCCCUUUUUAUAUUUUUACUGUUUAUAAUUAUUAUUGUAGACGACAGAAAGAAGAGAAAAAUACAGAUACGUCGUAUACAAUAUGGCAAGAUUCUCCCGAACUCACUUCAUUUAAUUAGAAAAUUGUGAGAAUGUACAGACCCAAAAUGUA
Molecule: messenger RNA, 2372 nt
Organism: Dinoponera quadriceps
Lineage: Eukaryota; Metazoa; Arthropoda; Insecta; Hymenoptera; Formicidae
Gene: Tif-IA
Product: RNA polymerase I-specific transcription initiation factor RRN3
Exons: 8
Coding region: 220-1851 (543 amino acids)
Biological process (GO): transcription initiation at RNA polymerase I promoter
Cellular component (GO): nucleus
Molecular function (GO): RNA polymerase I general transcription initiation factor activity; RNA polymerase I core binding
Source: RefSeq, a predicted model, not a curated record